Drosophila ficusphila is the source of this 1181-nucleotide messenger RNA. Its product is annotated as beta-1,3-galactosyltransferase 1-like. Gene Ontology annotation, molecular function: hexosyltransferase activity. The transcript has 2 exons. The record is from RefSeq and is a predicted model, not a curated record. Lineage: Eukaryota; Metazoa; Arthropoda; Insecta; Diptera; Drosophilidae. Bases 163 to 1149 code for a protein of 328 amino acids. Gene Ontology annotation, cellular component: membrane.
UUAUUUUUUAAGCCUAAGUUGAAACGAUUUCGAGUUCUUUGUUGCCUCCUUCUACUUGAUGCAUUUAUUAAUGGGUACAGGAUUUAUAAGUACGACAACAGAUUAGAUCAAAUUUCAGACUGGCCUACUGGUUCCCUUGACUUAAGAGAUUACAUUUGGCCAAUGGACGACACUGCCACAAUAAUUCCUCGUAAUUUCUGUGCAGAGAAAACCUUUUUGCUUAUUGUAGUAGAGUCAGCUGUUAACAACUCUAUGAGACGCCAGGAAAUUCGGGAAACCUGGGGAAACACAUCCGUCUUUAAUUACCCAGUCUUUUUCCAACUGCAUGGACAUCUGAAAGGAAUGUAUUAUCCUCCAAGAAAAAGUCGCAUACAACGCUAUGCCGAAUAUCUUACGAAGCAAGAUAAUAACCUUUUGGCUUCUGUAAGAGUAGUGUUUAUAACUGGAAGGAGUAGGGAUUUCAAAUCCUUGAGGGAACUCCAAGUGGAGUCCGAUCGACACAACGAUAUCAUUCAGGAAUCUUUUAUUGAUAGCUACAAUAACCUGACUCUUAAAACUGUGAUGGGUCUCAAAAACGUGAAUAAUAGGUGUUAUAGCACAACUGCUUUUGUUCUCAAGGCAGAUGACGACACCUUUGUAAAUGUUCCCAAUCUUGUUCACAUUUUACUUGGAGGCACUGUACCUGUUAUUAUUAACUCCAAGCGUCAACCCUUGAAGCAUCAAUCCAGACUUUCUGCCACUAGCGAAAUUCUUCUCGGGUUGAAACGGUUGGAGGCGCGACCUCUAAAAGAUUCGAGUAGCAAAUCUUAUAUGCCCUACUAUAUGUUUCCGAACAAUCGGUAUCCAGUUUGUCUAUCCGGAGGAGGCUACCUCAUGUCCAUGGAUGUGGUGCAGCGAUUGUAUGUGGCUGCCAUGCAGUCGAAAAUUGUCCACAUGGAGGACAUCUACGUCACUGGGAUCUGUGCAAAGCGGGCGCAGAUAGUUCCUAUGCACAACGCACUUUUUGCUAUAUAUUCCUCACGAUAUCCGUGUGCUUAUAAACAAACCAUCAUUUUGCAAAAGUCAGAUGGAACAGCUAUGCAUGUGCUGUGGGAAUUCGUAUCGAACUACAGCAUAAAAUGUCCGUUGCAUCUUAAAUCUGACAGAUGAGGUUAAAGUUCUGCAAUAAAGAUGACAAUUUU